CUACUCAAGUAGAAAGUUGUACAUAAGUUUUGAUUUACUGAGUGCAAUGUUUUUAGUACAAAGUUAAUUGUUAUAGCAGUAGCUUAAACUUAAACAAGGAUAUAUACAUGGGGAAACUUGUUUCAAGCUGGUCUAGUGUCCAAAAUUUGCCAGAAGAUUAUUCUUUCCGGUGGAGCAGAGACCUGGCGAGGAAUUUUCAGUUCCUGUAUGCUAAGCCAUCCCAGUUAUCGAUCUUGGGGAGGGAAGCCAUGAUCGAGCAGGUAUUAUUCAACAAAUAAUCAAUGCAAGCCAAGAUUUCGGACUUUUUCCAGGUGAUCAACCAUGGAGUUUCAGGUGUCUUAAUGGAUGAAACUAUGAGUGUGGUGAAAGAGUUCUUUAACAUGGCAGAUGAAAGGAGAGCAGAUGUUUUUACGGAUGAUCAUACGAAGAGCUGCAGAUUCCGUACCAGCAGUACUAACUAUGCAACAGAAGAAACUCACUACUGGAGAGACUUUUUAAGGCACCCUUGUCAUCAUUUGGAAGAUUUUAUUCAUUUGUGGCCUCAACAUCCAACUACAUAUCGAGAUGUUGUCGGGAAGUACUCAGUCGAAGUGAGGAACCUGUUGCUGAGGAUCAUGGAGUUGAUGUCUGAAGGAUUAGGACUUGAACCUGGUUUUUUUGAAGGCGAACUUAGUGAUGACCUAUUGAUUUUAACCAAUCACUACCCACCAUGCCCGGAUCCAAGUUUGUCUCUGGGACUACCAAAACACAGUGAUCCAAAUCUUAUUACCUUGCUUCUUCAGGAACAUGUUUAUGGCCUUCAAGUGUAUAAAGAUGGUCAGUGGCUUGGCGUCGAGCCCCUCCCGAAUGCAUUUGUGGUCAACAUUGGUUACCAACUACAGGUUGUUAGUAAUGACAAGUUUAAAGGCGCUGAACAUCAGGCAGUCACAAACUCAAGAGAAGCUCGGACAAGCAUUGGUGCAUUUAUGGGACCAUGUAACAACUGCAUCAUAGAGCCGGCUAAAGCUCUCAUCACUGAAGACAAUCCUCCUCAUUAUAAAGCUUUCAAUACCAAGAGUUUCUUAAAAAUUACGUGGCAACGGCUGCUGGUCACACAGAAACUGCAUUGCUGGCUUUCAAUGUUUUAGUAGUAAAGCAUCUUGAAUGAAGUUGUCACGCUUAGCUGUGUGCCUGUGUUUAAUCUAAGCAAGGGUAAUAUUCUAGCUGACAGUUUGCCGGUAUUAUUGGUUUUAAGCCUUUUUGCAA
Molecule: messenger RNA, 1245 nt
Organism: Daucus carota subsp. sativus
Lineage: Eukaryota; Viridiplantae; Streptophyta; Magnoliopsida; Apiales; Apiaceae
Product: flavanone 3-dioxygenase 2
Exons: 4
Coding region: 282-1127 (281 amino acids)
Source: RefSeq, a predicted model, not a curated record